CUCAUGAAAAUGUGCAUUAAAUAAAUUAUUAAUUUUGCAGAAUCUUGCACCGUCAUGCAGAUCUUUGUAAAGACAUUGACGGGUAAAACCAUCACCCUUGAGGUGGAACCCUCUGACACUAUUGAAAAUGUCAAGGCAAAGAUUCAGGACAAGGAAGGAAUUCCCCCAGAUCAGCAGAGAUUGAUUUUUGCUGGUAAACAGUUGGAGGAUGGCCGUACCCUUUCUGACUACAACAUCCAGAAAGAGUCCACUCUUCACUUGGUGCUGAGGUUGAGAGGUGGCAUCAUUGAGCCAAGUUUGAGGAUUUUGGCUUCAAAGUACAACUGUGACAAGAUGAUUUGCAGAAAGUGCUAUGCACGCCUUCACCCGAGAGCAACCAACUGCCGCAAAAGGAAAUGUGGACACACCAACAACAUUCGACCCAAGAAGAAGCUGAAGUAAACUGUUGUUAUACCCCUGUUCUGUGAAUAAAGAGAUAUCACAGAGUACAUAA
Messenger RNA from Magallana angulata, 493 nucleotides. Its product is annotated as ubiquitin-60S ribosomal protein L40. Gene Ontology annotation, cellular component: ribosome; cytoplasm; nucleus. Lineage: Eukaryota; Metazoa; Mollusca; Bivalvia; Ostreida; Ostreidae. The coding region runs from base 55 to 441 and encodes 128 amino acids. The transcript has 4 exons. The record is from RefSeq and is a predicted model, not a curated record. Gene Ontology annotation, biological process: translation; protein ubiquitination; modification-dependent protein catabolic process. Gene Ontology annotation, molecular function: ubiquitin protein ligase binding; structural constituent of ribosome; protein tag activity.